This is a messenger RNA of Paramuricea clavata, 441 nucleotides long. The record is from the annotation of a GenBank genome assembly. Lineage: Eukaryota; Metazoa; Cnidaria; Anthozoa; Malacalcyonacea; Plexauridae.
AUGGCUGUAGUUUAUUAUAAAAUAAAUCGAGCACUCGUCAAACAAAAUAAACACAUGAAAAGCGUGCGUUCAUAUCCGGUGAGUCGAAAUGUUCCUGCUUCUUCCUCCAGUGUCCUGAGAUAUAUCAGAAAUCGACGAACAUUUCUUGUUUGUCUUGUUACCGUUAUAUGUUAUGGAAUUGCAAAUAUUCCUAUGUCUGUUGCCCUUAUGUUGGAAGUCGCUGAAGAACGUCAUUUAAUAAUGGAAUAUGUUGCUAAUGUUCUGAGAGUUGCUGGUUCGCAUUCAGUAAAUCCAGUAAUAUAUGGAAUAUUGGACAAAAAGUUGCUCACAUUUUGGAAACUUUGUCCUAGGAAGAAACGUACGUAUUUGUAUAAACCACAGGAAAAUCAGGCAUUUGUUGUAGACAAUCGGACAAUCGAGACAACGUUCAUCGAUUGUUAG